Molecule: messenger RNA, 5421 nt
Organism: Bursaphelenchus okinawaensis
Lineage: Eukaryota; Metazoa; Nematoda; Chromadorea; Rhabditida; Aphelenchoididae
Source: the annotation of a GenBank genome assembly
AUGAACGAAUCAGCGGAUUCGGAGAAUCCUCAUCUCCGGAAAAGGAAGGGAAGGAUACAUCAGGUGAGUGUUACCUUUUCGAACAACAAAGGUCAAUUAGCUAGCUUAAAUUAAGGUAAAAUAUCUAGUAAAACUUAUAAAAAUAGUACACCCAUAAAUAUAAUAAUAAAUUUCAAAGAUACUUCUCAAAAUUCAAAGAAAUUAAACAAAAAACUGUCGGCGAAACGAAAAUUUUCUUAGAAUAUUUGACAUUUCGUUGCAAAAGCCGAUACAUUCUGUAGCAUUUCGUCUUAAAUAAAAGAACAAAAAAUAAAUAUUUUGGAACUGUAAAAAACAAAAUUCCAAAAUAUUUUUAUGUUUACUGUGCAGGGAGAUUAAGUGAAUGUUAAUCAUGUUAUUGUACGGACCCUUAGUCAAAUAGAUAAUAUAAUGGGAUGGCUCUCUCAACAGGAAAACAAAGAUCUGCUUCUGGAGGAAGAAAAAGUUAAUAUUCUUAAUUUUUACAAAUUUAAAUUUACUUAUUUUUACUCUUAUUUUAUAUUUUCAGGCCAUAUGUGACAAAGUAGUUGGCAAGAGUGAUUCGGCCAAGUUCUCAGAAGUAUGGAAACAGAACUUUAUGCACCAUCCUUCAUGGUGCGAUGCCGACAUGUGCCUUCAGCAGAUCGAAGCUGUACGUUUUUUACACAUUUUUUUAGUUGUUGCAUUUUAAUUUAAAAAUUUAAUUUAAUAACGUUUAUAUUAAGCAUCAACAAUGUGUAAAUAGAACUAAUUUAUACCUAAUUUAUAUAUUAUGUUUAUAGGGAAAUGCUACGGGUAACACGAUCGCCUUGUACUCGCGCUCUUUCUUUCAACAAUGCUUGUACUACAUGGGUGCUUUUGUACAGAAGAAUCCCAAAAAGAUUGUUUUUGCGGGGCUUGUUGUGUUUGCCUUCCUUAUGUUCGGGUUGCGAUAUGUUGUGAUAGAAACGGAUAUCGUCAAAUUAUGGGUAUCACGUAAGUUAUGUCAAAAAGCGUUUAUCUUGUGUUUUAGAAGGAGGACGAUUGGACGAGGAACUGAAUUACCUCGGUAAAAUCAGGUCUGAAUACCACAAGGUUCACAAAAGGGCAGCGGAUUUGGGAAGUCCUAUAAAGCCGAAUGUCACGAUGAAGAAGAAGCCGGAUAUCAAGAUAGAAGCUCCAGAAAUACCUUCAGGCAACGGUCUUGGCGGAGGCUUUCAAGUUUUGAUUCAGACGCCCAAGAUUAAAGGAAGGAAUCUGUUGAACAAAGAAGGUCUGUUAAGCCAUGUACAAAUCAUGCAGGAGGUGUCUCAGUACAAGGUCAACAUGUACGGAGAGUAAGUGACCUAAUCUCUAUUGUUAAACUAAGAAUUUUGCUUGUUGUUUUACUUUGAAAACAACCUUUUCAAUUGAAUUUUAUUAAUUAUAUUCUUUAAGGUCUUGGUCGUUAUCUGACAUUUGCUUUAAACCCCCAGCUCCAAAACUCCCAGCUGGUACUUUGAAUGGUGCAAUUGAGACACUUCUGGAGAAGAUUAUACCUUGUAUUUGGAUCACUCCGAUCGAUUGUUAUUGGGAAGGAGCCAAGCCUUUGGGACCAGACCCUCCUUUGGUGCUGGGCGAAGAAAUAACAACCUUCAUCAACUCUCUCCCCAAGGGCAACAUUACGUGGAAGAACCUGGACCCAGGGAAGGUGGUCAAAGAGGUCUCUCAACUUUUGGAACUUGGUCUGGUCGAAAACUUCUUCGAAAGAGCUGGAAUUGGCUCCGCCUAUUUAGACAGACCUUGCAUCGACCCCUUGGACCCAGAAUGCCCUACAGAAGCCCCUAAUCACUUUGAUAAGUGUAAGGCCUUCGAAAAGUUCACCACGUGGAACAAUGCUCUGCCUGGCAGUGACAAAAUCAAGUUAGAAGAAGCUGUCGCUUACAAUAAUACUGGAGGCAAAAAUGAAAACGAAAUCGAUUUGGUAGGACAACUUUUUGGAGGUCGUAAGAAGAGAGCCACUACAAAUGCAACGACUUCUGACGAUUACUAUGAUUCCGAAAGUGACUAUGCUACUGAAAAUUCUAAAAGUAAGCCUUGCUAGGUCUAUAAUUACAGUUUUACAACAUAAUUUUACCUUUUGGUGUGUAAUAUAUGACAAAUCUUUUAUACUGACAUUUCAGAUGAAAAGAAAGAAGACCCAAAGGCAGCUUUGUGUCAGAAGUACGGUAACAGUUUCCUGAGAUGGAUGGACAAAAACCAAAAUCGAUGGAAGAUGUUCCUGGAGGCAGAAGACUUCCCCAAGUACCCAGACUACGGCCAGGUUAUGACCGGAGGCUGUCUCGGCUUCGGAAAGAACAUCAUGAAGUGGCCUGAGGAUCUGAUCAUUGGAGGAGUCAGACACAACGAGCAGAAGGUGACUGAAGCUGCUGCCUUCCAGUCCGUCUUCCUGGUAGCCGGUGCUGGAGAUGUGUACAACAGAUUCAGAGCGGCCAAAGGGAACCUGAAGCCGAACUUGGACAGAAGCUCGUUUACCAUCGCUCAAGCCAACGAUAUUGUCCAGACAUGGCAAAGGAACUUCACCAAGAGAAUCUAUGACCACAAACUCAACUUGGAGGUUCGUUUCUUACAUUUUCUUGGGUUUUAUGUUGUUAUAGUCAUCAAUGUUAUGUAUUUUAGUUGUUAAAAGUAUAAUCUUCUUUAAUCAGUACUAUUUUAUAUAUCUUCAGGAUAGUAUCAGAACUUUGCAUCCAUUGGCCUCAACUUCUGUAGCUGACAUGUUGGAGGAGUUCAGUCAGUUCAAGUUCUUUGUCAUCUUCAUCGGUUAUGUUUUGAUGGUAAGUUUUGUAUAAUAUACAAGUUAAUGUUGUUUUUAUACCUAUUCUUAAAACAGUCUUAAAAUUUAAACCACCAUUUUGAAAACCUUUUUUUAGAUUAUUUAUGCUGGAUACUCUCAAUGUAGAUUUGAUGGAUUCUGGUUCUCUGUAGACUCUUCCUGUCAGCUAGCCGUCGUGGGAGUUCUUCUGAUUACCUACUCUUCAAUUGGUGGUCUCGGUUUCUCCACUCUUCUCGGCAUCAACUUCAACGCUGCUACAACACAGAUCGUGCCGUUCCUGACACUAGGUCUUGGAAUCGACGACAUGUUCUUGCUCCUUCACAACUACAACGGUGUGCUACAAAGUGUGAAGACAAAAGAAGUCGCCAUUUUGAUGAAAGAGACUGGAAUGUCCAUACUCAUCACUUCUACCAACAACAUUUUGGCUUUCACGACCGGUAUCAUCUUACCGAUCCCUGCCUUGAGGUCCUUCUGCUUGCAGACUGCUAUUCUGUUGUCCUUCAACUUGUUCACCAUCAUGAUCAUGUACCCAGCUCUCAUCUCUCUGGACAUCAAGAGGAGAAAGAAGGGUAUUAGGGAUAUGACAUUCUGUUGUGGCCAAAAGCAAAAGAAACAGCUGAGGCCAGAAGAGAGCAGCAACCAGCUCGUCCGACCGGUAAAUGCCGAGAAGAAGGCUGCCGAGUUCACUGUACCUCCAGAAAGCAAGGUCCCAGACCACAAGUGGUACACUCUGGAAGGAUUCAUGAUGGGCUACUACAUCCCAUUGCUUAGAAGACCCAUGGCCAAGGUGUUCAUCUUGUUGAUGUGCUUGGCCAUGUUCGUCUUUGGAUGCGUGGGGUUGUACAGAUCCAGAAUCGGUCUAGAGUUGGCUGAUGUUUUGCCAGAGAAUACUGCUCCAUCUGCCUUCUUGAAGGCCCGUGAGGAAUACUUCAGUUUCUACCCGAUGUUCGCCGUUCUGAGGGGAGAAGUCGACUACGCCAAUCAGCAGGCCAAGAUUGAACAGCUUCGUCUGGACAUAGGUUUGUUUCACAGACGUUACUAACUGCUAUAUACUAUUAUUUGUUGUUUUGUUACCGAAUUAUGAACAUUUUAAUAUUUUAGCUAAGUCUGACUUCAUCAUCAAAGUGGACGGACAUCCAAGUGAACCCUACUGGAUGAUGAUGAUGCGCGUCUGGCUUCAUUCGAUCCAGAAGGAGCUGGAUAAGGGAAUCAAGGAAAAGUUUAUUGAUCCAGUUACUGGAAACUUCACCUGGAACGAUCGUCGAGUCACCGAUGAUAUGAGGUUGGCCAGGAGACUACUAUGUUCGUAUGGCAACAAGUUCAACUGUACUGGAAGGGUAAGUUACUGUCACAAAGGUAUAGUAUGGUUCAUACAACAUAAGGUAUUAAACCAAUGUCUAUUCUUUUUCAGAUUGGAGUCGUGAAACUCAUCGAGUCAGAUGAUACCAUCAACCCAGAAGGCUUCUACAACUACCUCACGGGAUGGUUCAACAUCGACAACAUGAUGUACUACGUGUCUCAAGCCGCCUUCUUCCCCAGCCCACCAAGAUGGGGCUUUAGUCCCAAGGAAGACGGUAUUGUACCACCAGCACCACGCCUUCUCUACUCCCAGAUCCCCUUCUACGGAACCCACCUGACUGACACUCCAGUUAUCGUGGAGAUGAUCCGAGAGAUCAGAGCUAUCUGUGAGAAGUACACGGCCGAGGGCCUGCCAGUAUUCCCCUCAGGCAUUGCCUUUACCUUUUGGGAACAAUACCUCCACUUGAGCUUUUUCUUGUUCUUGGCCAUCGUCGUCAUUGCUACUGCCGUCCUCUUCGUCAUCUCUCUGAUCGUGUUCAACCCAUGGGCUGCGGCCAUGGUUGCCAUUGUCGUCGUAUCGAUGACAGUGGAAUUGGCCGGCUUCAUGGGAUUGGUGGGUGUUAAAUUGAAUCCCAUCUCUGCUGUAACCCUUGUCACUGCCGUAGGUAUCGGAGUCGAAUUCACAGCUCACGUUGUACUGGCUUUCUUGACCUCAUUGGGUACCAGAGACGAACGUAUGGUAUCUUGUAUGGAGCACAUGUUCAUUCCUGUUAUUCAUGGAGGUUUGUCGACUCUUCUGGGUAUCGUCAUGUUGGCCUUCUCGGAAUUCGAAUUUGUGGUUGUCUACUUCUUCGUUGUCAUGUCCGCUCUCAUUGUCAUCGGUAUGAUCAACGGACUGGCUAUGUUGCCAGUUUUACUAUCUCUAAUUGGUCCUCCAUGUGAAGUUGUACCACGUGGUGGCGGAAAAGUUCUUGCCGUUCCACCACCCUUGAACAAGAAGAGGAAAGACAAGAUGCCAUUGGCAGAAAGUAAGUUUUUUAAAUUUAAAACCUAGUUUUGACUUAUUUCCAUAUUGUUUUGCAAAUUCUACGAAUUGUUGACACUAUCUUAACCCCAUUAUAGAGAAAGACGAAUCCUCGACUUCCUCGUCUGCCUCAUCUUCAGCCGAAACCAACUCCAAUUACCACGAACACUUAGCGACCAUCGAUGAAGAAUGUCAGACAGAAAGCAAUCCUCCAUCCUCAGUCAACAAGAAAGACAGUCAAAAAGACGAAACAGCUGACUCGAACUCGGUUCAACAACGUUUCUAA